Messenger RNA from Pteropus alecto (black flying fox), 1750 nucleotides. Its product is annotated as keratin, type II microfibrillar, component 7C. Gene Ontology annotation, molecular function: structural constituent of skin epidermis. Gene Ontology annotation, cellular component: keratin filament. The record is from RefSeq and is a predicted model, not a curated record. Lineage: Eukaryota; Metazoa; Chordata; Mammalia; Chiroptera; Pteropodidae. Gene Ontology annotation, biological process: keratinization; intermediate filament organization.
AUGACCUGUGGCUUCAGCAAUGUGGGCUGUGGAUUUGGCCCCAGGAACUUCAGCUGCGCCUCCGCCUGCGGGCCCCGGCCCGGCCGCUGCUGCAUCACGGCCGCCCCCUACCGCGGCAUCUCCUGCUACCGAGGCCUCACCGGGGGCUUUGGCAGCCAGAGCGUCUGCGGGGGCUUCCGCUCUGGCUCCUGUGGCCGCAGCUUCGGAUAUCGCUCGGGCGGCGUGUGCGGACCCAGCCCGCCCUGCAUCACCACCGUGUCGGUCAACGAGAGCCUCCUCACGCCCCUCAACCUGGAGAUCGACCCCAACGCGCAGUGCGUGAAGCACGAGGAGAAGGAGCAGAUCAAGUGUCUCAACAGCAGGUUCGCCGCCUUCAUCGACAAGGUGCGCUUCCUGGAGCAGCAGAACAAGCUGCUGGAGACCAAGUGGCAGUUCUACCAGAACCGCAAGUGCUGUGAGAGCAACCUGGAGCCACUGUUUGAGGGCUACAUCGAGACGCUGAGGCGGGAGGCCGAGUGUGUGGAGGCCGACAGCGGGAGGCUGGCCUCAGAACUCAACCACGUGCAGGAGGUGAUGGAGGGCUACAAGAAGAAGUAUGAAGAAGAAGUUGCACUUCGGGCCACAGCAGAGAACCAGUUUGUGGCUCUAAAGAAGGAUGUGGACUGUGCCUACCUCCGCAGAUCAGACCUGGAGGCCAACGUGGAGGCUCUGACCCAGGAGAUCGACUUCCUACGGCGACUAUAUGAGGAGGAGAUCCGUGUCCUCCACGCCCACAUCUCAGACACCUCAGUCGUCGUCAAGAUGGACAACAGCCGGGACCUGAACAUGGACUGCAUCAUUGCUGAGAUCAAGGCUCAGUACGAUGACAUCGCCAGCCGCAGUCGUGCUGAGGCUGAGUCCUGGUACCGCAGCAAGUGUGAGGAGAUGAAGGCCACGGUGAUCCGGCACGGGGAGACCCUACGCCGCACCAAGGAGGAGAUCAAUGAGAUCCAGAGGCUGACCGCCGAGGUCGAGAAUGCCAAGUGCCAGAACACCAAGCUGGAGGCUGCAGUAACCCAGUCUGAGCAGCAGGGCGAGACGGCCAUCAGCGACGCACGCUGCAAGCUGGCGGAGCUGGAGGCCGCCCUGCAGAAGGCCAAGCAGGACAUGGCCUGCCUGCUCAGGGAGUACCAGGAGGUGAUGAACUCCAAGCUGGGCCUGGACAUCGAGAUCGCCACCUACAGGCGCCUGCUGGAGGGCGAGGAGCAGAGGCUAUGUGAAGGCAUUGGAGCUGUGAAUGUCUGUGUCAGCAGCUCGCGGGGCGGGGUUGUCUGUGGGGACCUCUGCGUGUCUGGCUCCCGGCCGGUGGUAGGCAACGCCUGCAGCGCCCCCUGCAGUGGGAACCUGGCGGUGAGCACCGGAAUGUGCGCCCCCUGCUGCCAGCUCAACACCACCUGUGGAACGGGGUCCUGCGGCCUAGGGAGGUGUUAGAGCCAGAGAAACCCCUUUUGCCUGCCAAGUGUCACUACCUCCGCCCCCGCUGAGAACAGCGGCGCCUCCAUAGCUCUUCCCCCUAUGUUCUGAGAAUACAUUACUCAGCUCGUUCCCAUCAGCCCAAUCCUCUAUGCAUCUUGUCCAACCAGAGGGGGUUGCUGCCUGGAAUGGACCCUUCCAUUCCGCCGGCUUCCCUGGGCUCUCCUUCCCCGGAAGGAGCACUGCUGGACUGCCUCUCCUGCCUCUGGCCCCUUGCCUACAUUUUUCCAAUAAACUG